GGCCCAUUUCCUCCUCGGGAGUCGGGACGGGAGACAAAGCGGCGGCGACGGCGGCGCUCGGCGUAGGGGCCUUUGGGAUCCUCCUCCUCUUUCUCCUGCGCUCGCACCCCUCUCACCGCAGAAAUGACUGCUGUGCAUGCAGGCAACAUAAACUUCAAAUGGGACCCCAAAAGUCUGGAGAUAAGGACUCUGGCAGUUGAAAGACUUUUGGAGCCUCUUGUUACUCAGGUUACAACUUUGGUAACCACCAGUAACAAGGGACCCUCCAACAAGAAACGAGGUCGCUCUAAGAAGGCCCAUGUGUUGGCUGCAUCAGUUGAACAAGCAACUGAGAAUUUCUUGGAGAAGGGAGACAAAAUUGCCAAGGAGAGUCAGUUUCUCAAGGAGGAACUUGUGGCUGCUGUAGAUGAUGUUCGCAAACAAGGUGAUUUGAUGAAGAGUGCCUCUGGAGAAUUUGCAGAUGACCCCUGUUCUUCAGUGAAGCGUGGCAACAUGGUGCGAGCUGCCCGCUCCUUGCUCUCAGCUGUUACCCGGUUGCUUAUUUUGGCGGACAUGGCAGAUGUCUACAAAUUACUUGUUCAGCUGAAAGUUGUGGAAGAUGGUAUCUUGAAACUUAGAAAUGCAGGCACAGAGCAAGAUUUAGGCAUACAGUAUAAAGCCCUAAAACCUGAAGUGGAUAAGUUGAACAUUAUGGCAGCCAAAAGGCAACAGGAACUGAAAGACGUGGGCCAUCGGGAUCAGAUGGCUGCAGCCAGAGGAAUACUACAGAAAAACAUUCCAAUAUUGUAUACAGCUGCCCAGGCCUGCCUUCAGCACCCUGAUGUAGCUGCUUAUAAAGCUAACAGGGACUUGAUAUACAAACAGUUGCAACAAGCUGUUACUGGGAUCUCCAAUGCAGCCCAGGCCACAGCUUCUGAUGAUGCCUCCCAGCAGCAGGGUGGAGGAGGAGGAGAACUGGCGUAUGCACUCAAUAACUUUGAUAAACAAAUAAUCGUUGACCCUCUGAGCUUCAGUGAAGAGCGUUUCAGACCUUCUCUUGAGGAGCGCCUGGAGAGUAUCAUCAGUGGAGCAGCCCUGAUGGCGGAUUCAUCUUGUACUCGUGAUGAUCGGCGGGAACGUAUUGUUGCAGAGUGCAAUGCAGUUCGACAGGCCUUACAGGAUCUACUUUCUGAAUACAUGGGGAAUGCUGGACGUAAAGAAAGAAGUGAUGCCCUUAAUUCUGCAAUAGACAAAAUGACAAAAAAGACCAGGGAUUUACGAAGACAGCUCCGGAAAGCUGUCAUGGACCAUGUUUCAGAUUCAUUCUUGGAAACUAACGUGCCACUUUUGGUAUUGAUCGAGGCCGCAAAGAAUGGAAAUGAGAAAGAAGUUAAAGAGUAUGCUCAAGUUUUCCGUGAGCAUGCUAACAAACUAAUCGAGGUGGCUAACUUAGCCUGUUCUAUUUCAAACAAUGAAGAAGGUGUGAAGCUGGUUCGAAUGUCAGCAAGCCAAUUGGAAGCCCUCUGUCCUCAGGUUAUUAAUGCUGCAUUGGCUUUGGCUGCAAAACCACAAAGUAAACUGGCCCAGGAGAACAUGGAUCUUUUUAAAGAACAGUGGGAAAAGCAAGUCCGGGUUCUAACAGACGCUGUUGAUGACAUAACUUCCAUUGAUGAUUUCCUGGCUGUUUCAGAGAAUCACAUUUUGGAAGAUGUAAACAAGUGUGUAAUUGCUCUCCAAGAAAAAGAUGUUGAUGGCCUAGACCGCACUGCUGGUGCCAUUCGGGGUCGGGCAGCCAGAGUCAUUCAUGUUGUCACUUCAGAGAUGGAUAACUAUGAACCCGGAGUCUAUACUGAAAAGGUUCUUGAGGCCACCAGACUGCUUUCUAAUACAGUUAUGCCACGUUUUACUGAACAAGUGGAAGCUGCUGUGGAAGCUCUCAGUUCUGAUCCUGCCCAACCAAUGGAUGAAAAUGAAUUUAUUGAUGCCUCACGAUUGGUCUAUGAUGGCAUUCGGGACAUCAGAAAAGCUGUGUUGAUGAUAAGGACUCCUGAAGAGUUGGAUGAUUCUGACUUUGAGACUGAAGACUUUGAUGUUAGAAGUAGAACAAGUAUCCAGACUGAAGACGAUCAGCUUAUUGCUGGUCAGAGUGCUCGAGCUAUCAUGGCUCAGCUUCCCCAAGAACAGAAAGCUAAAAUUGCUGAGCAGGUGGCCAGCUUUCAGGAAGAGAAAAGCAAACUGGAUGCCGAGGUAUCCAAAUGGGACGAUAGUGGCAAUGACAUCAUUGUCCUGGCCAAACAGAUGUGCAUGAUCAUGAUGGAGAUGACAGAUUUCACCAGAGGCAAAGGACCACUUAAAAACACAUCAGAUGUAAUUAGUGCAGCGAAGAAAAUUGCUGAGGCAGGAUCAAGGAUGGAUAAGUUGGGAAGAACUAUCGCAGACCAUUGUCCAGACUCGGCCUGCAAACAGGACCUCCUUGCGUAUCUACAGCGCAUCGCUCUCUACUGCCAUCAGCUCAACAUCUGCAGUAAAGUCAAGGCAGAGGUUCAGAACCUGGGUGGGGAGCUUGUUGUCUCUGGGGUGGACAGUGCAAUGUCCCUGAUCCAGGCGGCCAAGAACCUGAUGAAUGCUGUGGUACAAACUGUGAAGGCUUCCUAUGUGGCCUCCACCAAGUACCAGAAAUCCCAGGGAAUGGCUUCUCUCAACCUCCCUGCUGUGUCCUGGAAGAUGAAGGCCCCAGAAAAGAAACCCUUGGUGAAGAGAGAGAAACAGGACGAAACCCAGACGAAAAUCAAGCGGGCAUCUCAGAAGAAGCAUGUGAAUCCCGUGCAGGCCCUCAGUGAGUUCAAGGCCAUGGACAGUAUCUAGAGCGGCUUUGGCCACUCACACCCUCUGCCACUGUCUUCUCUAAACUAACUUUCCUUCAAAUGGCUUCUGUGAAUCAUAGAUAUUUCCUGUUCAUUCAAAUGUAUUUACUUAAUAUAAUGUUGAUAUUAGAUGCUAUGAGAAUGUAGAUUUUUUUAAAAAACCUGACCAUGUGAUACCAGUAUGAGAACAAGCUUGUACUUCAGUGGAGAAUGCUUUUAGAUUCCAGAAGCAUUAUUUUAGUUGCAUUUUUUAAAAAAUAUAAGCUUGAAGAAAAACUAUAACCAAAGAGAUUGCUAACACUAUUAUAUCAUGAUGUGUCUGUCUCCCUGACUGAAGGUUUGCAUUGUGAUUGAGAGGUUUGUGUCAUCAGUGAACAAAAAGGUGGGGACUAUCACUUUUAGUAUUCAGGAGGAAAAUUGAUGAGAAAAUAUGCCACGUUAUACAACUUUCUAACUCAAAGCUUUUGAAUUUGGAAGAGAGCAAUUGGGUACUUUUCACUGUGGAGAAGGCUGUCUUCAAAGAAACCAUUUUGGGCAGAUAGAUAGAUAGGCUGUUAUUAAAUUAAAAAGUGACCGUGAGUGCCUAGGCCUGCCCAUUCGGACGUCUCGGAGAGCCCAGUGUUUACCAACGUUGGCAGUAACCCUUGUGUGAGGGAUUUCAUGUAUGUCUGCAAAAUGACAAUCUGUCUGUAAGAAAUUCAGUAAAACAUAAUGCAUCAUGAAGAAAACUGAUUACUCUCUUUAGGACACAGGAUGAGAAUUUUAAUGCUUGGUUACAAAUUACUAAUGUACUUUGCUGCAGGACAUUAAUAAAAUUGCUCUUUCCAGCC
Messenger RNA from Vombatus ursinus (common wombat), 3673 nucleotides. RefSeq names its product catenin alpha 1 (gene CTNNA1). The transcript has 18 exons. Gene Ontology annotation, biological process: cell-cell adhesion; cell migration. Gene Ontology annotation, molecular function: structural molecule activity; actin filament binding; beta-catenin binding. Gene Ontology annotation, cellular component: adherens junction; actin cytoskeleton; catenin complex. Lineage: Eukaryota; Metazoa; Chordata; Mammalia; Diprotodontia; Vombatidae. The record is from RefSeq and is a predicted model, not a curated record. Bases 124 to 2844 code for a protein of 906 amino acids.